AUGUUGCCGUUCGACCAACACACUCCAGCCCCUCAAGCAGUGCGCCGGCCACCAUCGAAGACGCAGCUAGCGCGCCUCGCGGUGGACAGCAAGAGGCUGAGGGCCCGCGAGCGCGAGUCAACUAGAACUGCCGGAAACAACGAGGACCACGGAGUUCUUGCACCGACCGAUCGCGAACCAUCGCGCCCGCGCCCUUCCUCGUCUACUACAACCGCAGUUCAACAGCGCCCGAAGGCACAUCCGACUUCGUCAAAGCGUCAGAAGACGCAGUCCACGGCUACCUCUCGGCUCGAGAACGCUGAAGAGCCAUCUGGGGCUGCCCCGCGGCGCAAGCGAACGGCGCCAGCGACGACCAGAGCCGUAGACAACGCGGGACAUUCAACUUGA
This is a messenger RNA of Punctularia strigosozonata HHB-11173 SS5, 387 nucleotides long. RefSeq lists its product as uncharacterized. The record is from RefSeq and is a predicted model, not a curated record. NCBI's taxonomy places the organism in Eukaryota, Fungi, Basidiomycota, Agaricomycetes, Corticiales, Punctulariaceae. The coding region runs from base 1 to 387 and encodes 128 amino acids. The transcript has 2 exons.